AAGAAACUCCACUGAGCUAAGCCUCCGCCCCAUUUUCCCUUUUCUUCCAACCAAAGUUUCUCACUCUUUCUCUAUAAAGCUCUAACCACUGAUUUGAACAUCACAAGUGUGCUUGGAAAUUAAUCACUUUCAUUGAGCAAAGAACAGAACAAGGACGAGAAAUGGCAGAUUGGGGGCCAGUUUUUGUGGCUGUCAUUCUGUUUGUUCUGCUAACACCAGGGCUGCUCUUCCAGCUUCCUGGAAAUCGUAGGUGCUUAGAGUUUGGCAACUUUCACACCAGCGCUGCUGCUAUCGUCGUUCAUUCUCUUCUCUACUUCGGUCUCAUUUGCGUCUUCUUGCUCGCCAUCAAGGUUCAUCUCUACAUUGGUUAAUCAAGCUUCACCUCUACAUUUGUUCGUUUCUAAUUCUUCCACCAAAUGCAAAGUCACUUCAGCUUCGUUUUGAUUAGUACUAGCUUUUCAAGUA
Messenger RNA from Cucurbita maxima (winter squash), 465 nucleotides. RefSeq lists its product as uncharacterized. Lineage: Eukaryota; Viridiplantae; Streptophyta; Magnoliopsida; Cucurbitales; Cucurbitaceae. Bases 162 to 371 code for a protein of 69 amino acids. The record is from RefSeq and is a predicted model, not a curated record. The transcript has a single exon.